GCCCUCCCUUCCGCCCCUUCCGCUCGCCCGGGCCCCCCGCCCUGGCAGUCGGGCGGGCAGCAGGAAGGAGCCCCCGCCCAGGCCAGCAGCGGCGCCUCGACCCUCCCUCCCUCCCGCGCAGCGCCCGGCGGAGACCCCCCCCGCACCCCGAGGAGGAGGAGGAGCCCCCGCCCCGCGCCCCGCGCCCAUGGACGACAUCUUCACCCAGUGCCGGGAGGGCAACGCCGUGGCCGUGCGCCUCUGGCUGGACAACACCGAGAAUGACCUCAACCAAGGAGACGACCACGGCUUCAGCCCGCUGCACUGGGCCUGCCGAGAGGGCCGCUCCAGUGUGGUGGACAUGCUGGUCAUGCGCGGGGCGCGCAUCAACGUCAUGAACCGCGGGGAUGACACCCCCCUGCACCUGGCCGCCAGCCACGGCCACCGAGACAUCGUCCAGAAGCUGAUCCAGUUCAAAGCGGACAUCAACGCCGUCAAUGAACAUGGGAACACCCCACUCCACUACGCCUGCUUCUGGGGCCAGGAGCAGGUGGCUGAGGACCUGGUGAGCAGUGGGGCUCUGGUCAGCAUCUGCAGCAAAUACGGGGAGACUCCCCUGGACAAAGCCAAGGCGCCCCUGCGAGACUCGCUGAGAGAACGCGCAGAGAAGUUGGGCCAAAGUCUGACCCGCAUUCCUUAUAAAGAUACCUUCUGGAAGGGCACAACGCGAACGCGACCCCGCAACGGGACUUUGAACAAGCUGGCAGGGAUCGACUUCCGGCAGCUGAGUCUGGGCCACAAACUCAACGAGAACCAAUCAGGAGAGUUGUGGAAGGGCCGCUGGCAAGGUAACGACAUCGUCAUCAAGGUGCUGAAGGUGCGGGACUGGACGACGCGGAAGAGCCGGGACUUCAACGAAGAAUACCCGAAGCUCAGGAUUUUCUCGCACCCCAACGUGCUUCCGGUGCUGGGGGCCUGCCAAGCCCCACCCGCCCCCCACCCCAUCGUCAUCACCCACUGGAUGCCCUACGGCUCCCUCUACAACGUGCUUCACGAGGGCACAAAUUUUGUGGUGGACCAGAGCCAGGCGGUGAAGUUUGCCUUGGACAUUGCGCGUGGAAUGGCCUUCCUGCACACGCUGGAGCCGCUCAUCCCCCGGCACUACCUGAACAGCCGCAGCGUCAUGAUAGACGAGGACAUGACUGCACGAAUCAGCAUGGCAGACGUCAAGCUCUCCUUCCAGUGCCCGGGCAGGAUGUACGCCCCUGCGUGGGUAGCGCCAGAGGCUCUGCAGAAGAAGGCGGAGGAGAUCAACCGCCGCUCAGCAGACAUGUGGAGCUUUGCUGUGCUGCUCUGGGAACUGGUGACCCGGGAGGUGCCGUUCGCCGAUCUCUCCAACAUGGAGAUUGGCAUGAAGGUGGCUCUGGAGGGCCUGCGGCCAACCAUCCCUCCCGGGAUCUCUCCCCACAUUUGCAAGCUGAUGAAGAUCUGCAUGAACGAAGACCCAGCAAAGCGCCCGAAAUUUGACAUGAUCGUCCCCAUCCUCGAGAAGAUGCAGGAGAAGUGAGGGGAAGAGCCGUCCCCCAUCCCUCCCUGGCCCCCGCCCUGCCCAAGUGCCUUUGGGUGGUGUCGCCCCCGACAAUACGGUACAGCUGGAGCCCACCGCCUCGCCUUCCCCCGCACAGGAGCUGGGGGGGGGGUCACGCUCGCUGUCUGCCGCCUUGCUCUCCUGUCACGUGUAACCAGACUCUUGCUGCUUCGACAAGGUCCUCCUCAGUACGGCAAGCUCCUCUACCACGACUCCCUCGCUGCCUGCAGCCGCAUUUCUGCUCCUGCCUCGCCCUUGCCCCCCCCAAGUGAGCUUAAUUCUAGCUUUUUAUUUCUUUUUUCUAUGCAGCCCCAGGGCUAUGGCCAGGGCCUUCAAAUAAACACUUGCUAUGAAAGGA
Molecule: messenger RNA, 1925 nt
Organism: Sphaerodactylus townsendi
Lineage: Eukaryota; Metazoa; Chordata; Lepidosauria; Squamata; Sphaerodactylidae
Gene: ILK
Product: integrin linked kinase
Exons: 12
Coding region: 188-1546 (452 amino acids)
Biological process (GO): cell-matrix adhesion; protein phosphorylation; substrate adhesion-dependent cell spreading
Cellular component (GO): stress fiber; focal adhesion
Molecular function (GO): protein binding; ATP binding; protein kinase activity
Source: RefSeq, a predicted model, not a curated record